This is a messenger RNA of Esox lucius (northern pike), 2899 nucleotides long. RefSeq names its product solute carrier family 9 member A6a (gene slc9a6a). Gene Ontology annotation, molecular function: sodium:proton antiporter activity. The record is from RefSeq and is a predicted model, not a curated record. Gene Ontology annotation, cellular component: membrane; recycling endosome. The transcript is spliced from 17 exons. Gene Ontology annotation, biological process: proton transmembrane transport; regulation of pH; sodium ion transport. The coding region runs from base 112 to 2304 and encodes 730 amino acids. Lineage: Eukaryota; Metazoa; Chordata; Actinopteri; Esociformes; Esocidae.
CCAUCCAUCUCCAGUUACCGUCUUCGUUUAGCUUACUUGCAUACAAUGUAUUUCUAGAAAUCUCGAAGUGCGACGACGUAACGUUACUCUCUUGCAGAUUGAAUUGUCAACAUGGGUCACAAUAAGUGCAGAAUCAACGCUACUCGGAAGAUGUCGACGAUGUUAGCAAUCACCGUUCUGGCGUGUUUGUCGUUGUGCAUCUGUGUUUGCAGAGCAGAGGACAGCGCCAUGGAGAACAUCGUAACAGAGAGGAAGGUUGAGGAUAACCAUAGACAAGACAGUGCCGACCUGCUGAUUUUCAUCAUGCUUUUAACCCUUACAAUUCUAACCAUAUGGUUAUUCAAGCAUCGUCGUUUCAGAUUUCUACAUGAAACGGGACUUGCCAUGAUCUAUGGUGUGCUUGUCGGUGUGGUGCUGCUCUAUGGUGUCCAUGUACCCCGUGACAUUAGCAACGCAACCCUCAGUUGUCAUGUCAACGCCAGCCCACCCACACUGCUCAUCAACGUCAGCGGCAGGUUCUACGAGUACACUCUGAAAGGGGAGAUCAGCGCCUCUGCGAUCAGCGAUGUACAAGACAACGAGAUGCUUCGUAAGGUGACCUUUGACCCCGAGGUGUUCUUCAACAUCCUACUGCCCCCCAUCAUCUUCCAUGCUGGCUACAGUCUGAAGAGAAGACACUUCUUCCGAAACAUGGGGUCCAUCCUUGCCUAUGCCUUUCUGGGAACAGUCAUAUCAUGUUUCAUCAUCGGGCUGCUGAUGUACGGCUGUGUAAAACUGAUGAAACAGGUUGGGCAGCUUGACGGGGAUUUCUUCUUCACCGACUGCUUGUUGUUUGGGGCCAUUGUCUCGGCUACCGACCCAGUGACGGUGCUGGCCAUCUUCAAUGAGCUGCAGGUGGAUGUGGAUCUGUACGCGCUGCUGUUUGGAGAGAGUGUCCUCAACGACGCCGUAGCUGUGGUGCUGUCCUCAAUUCUAAUGUGUUAUGGGCGGCUGAGUGCGGGGGCGCGGCAUGCCCCUGGAGACAAUCAAUCAGCCAAUCAGUGGGUAGAGGGCGUGGCUGCGACACAAGACACUCCCCUGAACGGGUCCAUUGUUUCAUACCAGCCAGAGGGGGACAAUCACCACACCUUUGAGGUAAUGGCUGUGUUGAAGUCCUUUGGCGUGUUCCUGGGGGUCUUCAGUGGAUCCUUUGCCCUGGGCGUGGCCACCGGAGUCAUGACUGCACUCGUGACUAAGUUCACUAAGUUGAGAGAUUUCCAGCUCCUAGAGACCGCUCUCUUCUUCCUCAUGUCCUGGAGUACCUUCUUACUGGCGGAGGCAUGUGGCUUCACAGGCGUGGUGGCUGUGCUGUUCUGUGGGAUAACUCAGGCUCACUACACCUUCAACAACCUGUCCCCAGAGUCACAGGACAGAACCAAACAGCUGUUCGAGCUGCUGAACUUCCUGGCGGAGAACUUCAUCUUCUCUUACAUGGGUCUGGCGCUUUUCACCUUCCAGAACCACGUCUUUAACCCAAUGUUCAUUGUCGGUGCUUUUCUGGCCGUGUUUCUAGGCAGAGCAGCCAACAUUUAUCCCCUGUCCUUCCUGCUCAACCUGGGACGCAGGAACAAGAUCAGCUCCAACUUCCAACACAUGAUGAUGUUUGCUGGUCUGCGUGGGGCGAUGACCUUUGCCCUUUCCAUCCGGGACACCGCUACGUACGCACGGCAGAUGAUGUUCACCACCACCCUCCUCAUCGUCUUCUUCACGGUCUGGGUCUGUGGAGGGGGCACCACACAGAUGCUGUCCUGCCAGAACAUACGUGUUGGAGUCGACUCUGAUGCAGACAACAGUAUGAUUGUCAGCGAGGGGUCAGAGCGGAGGAGCACCAAACAGGAGAGCGCCUGGCUCUUUAGGAUCUGGUACAACUUUGACCACAACUACCUGAAGCCCAUCCUGACCCACAGUGGUCCUCCCCUGACCGUCACCAUGCCGACCUGCUGUGGUCCACUGGCUCGAUGCCUCACCAGUCCGCAGGCCUAUGAGAAUGAGUGCCAGCUGAAGGAUGACGACUCCGACCUCAUCCUGGCGGAAGGAGACAUCAGCCUGUCCUACGGUGACAUCACAGUGAGCACGGACGCCAGCGGAGUCCACACCAGUUCUGGGCCGGCCGGCACCACGACGGCCGCGAUCUCGGCCGACGAUCUGGACCGUGAGCUGAGCUGCGGGGACCACGAGCUUGUGAUGCGGGGAACACGGCUGGUCCUGCCCAUGGACGACUCCGAGCCGCCCCUGGUGGACCCUCGCCACCGGAUGAGGAUGUAAAGCAAACACCGGGCCAGAUAGCCGGAUCCCCGAUCCCUCUAUGCCCUGUUGGACCAGAACUGCAGGGAUGAGAUCAACUGGGAUCAGAAAAACUGGUCUUCAUCUGUGUCUCUGUCUCUCCCGCUCUCUUUCACAACACUCAUAUUCCCUUCUUCCUCUUUGAGUUCCCCAAGUGGCUAAUCAAUGUCUCUACCUCAUUGCCAUUUCUCCUCCUGUCGCCAUCACUGUAAAAUGACUAUUUAUUCGCGUUUUGUUUUUCUUAUGUUGAUUUUGUUAAACCAGUGUCUGUUCUUGCUGUUUAACAAGGACCGCUACGUAAUCACAUGGCAGCGUAGCAGAGGGGUGUUUGGGCAUGUCUUAGUCUGUAUGUGGAGGUCACAGUACAACGACACGUUUAACUAAUACUAUCUGUGUCUGUAUCACACGAUUAACGUUGACAUGGUAACUGCAUGCUGAAUUGUGAAUAUUCGUUUCUGUGUGUGGGAAGUGGAAAGGUCAAGCGGAAAGGUCAAUGUGCUGGCUGAGUGUGUGCAUGUGUGUGUGCAUGUGUGUGUGCGUGUGUGUGUGCCUGCGUGCGUGUGUGUGCAUGCGUGUG